Geodia barretti is the source of this 225-nucleotide messenger RNA. Lineage: Eukaryota; Metazoa; Porifera; Demospongiae; Tetractinellida; Geodiidae. The record is from the annotation of a GenBank genome assembly.
AUGAUUGGCAUGGAGGACAUGGGCCUCAUAUUCGAGGUCACGGACGCGAUGGGCAUUGACAGGGAGAGCAUCUCGGUCCCUCUUGGAAAAGAGGACCCAGGCGCCGUGCGUUUGCUUUCCAACGGGGAAAUCGAAAUCGUUGUGCCUGAGUCGACGUCUACGGAGGAGUGGGUCGCAACGCUCAGGGUGGAGCUGGAGAAGCUGGGCUUCGAAAUGGAGGAGUGA